Messenger RNA from Geodia barretti, 6015 nucleotides. Lineage: Eukaryota; Metazoa; Porifera; Demospongiae; Tetractinellida; Geodiidae. The record is from the annotation of a GenBank genome assembly.
AACAUUGACGAUGUAGUCCCGUCUUUCUCCCAGCCUCUCUACAGAGGGAGUGUGGAGGAGAACUCUGCCCCAGUAGGCAGCAUUCUCCAUGUCCUGGCCUCCGAUCCUGACUUUGGAGACAGUUUUGUGUAUGCGAUUGAAUCGGGAAACGUUGAAAGGAGAUUCUCCAUCAAUUCAACCACUGGUGUGCUCAGUUCGACUGUUGAGCUGGACCGAGAAGAACAGGACACUUACACUCUCGUAAUUACAGCUGCUGAUCAAGGGGGUGUCCCACUUAGCGGCACAGGGACCUGUGUUAUUACAGUAACAGAUGUUGAUGAUAACCCCCCAGCAAAUGACAGCCAAUGGAACGUAGUUAUGCUUCUACUAGAUGGUUAUCUUCGAGACGAUCAGUCAAUUCAUUACUACUUCGACGAUCCUGAUGCAACAUCAACCUUCAGUGACUGUUCCACUGUCCAGAGCCAGAAUGUCGGUAGUUUCUUCAUUGUCGAUAUACCUGAAUGCCAGCUUCUCCUGAACAAAGGCAAUACCCCUGAGAAUGACUACAGCAUUAGAGUAAAAGAGACCAACCAGGGCAUCUUUUCAACUGUUGAAAUAGACGUUGAGCACAUUUCUGCCUCAGAUAUCCCGACUGAGUCUCUCAUUACAGUGUCUCUAGCAAUGAGCUCAGGUAGCUAUUUGACCACUGCCUACACCUCAUUCCCUGAUACUCUCUCGACCAUACUAAAGAUAGACAGACAAAUGCUGACUAUUCUCAGUGUCCAAGAUGGCUACCACGACUCUACUAACACUGUGGAUGUCUCGUUCUUGGCAAAGAAUGGUAGCAACUCAUAUUUCGACCCAGCGUUCGUCUUACAGACUCUGUACACAGAGAGAGAACGGUUUCAGUCAAUGCUUGGCUAUGAGUUGUCAGCUCUGCCCACUGACCCUUGCUCCAGUGAACCCUGUGCCAGUCAGGCUAGCUGUACACCCACAAAGACUGUCCUGGAGAGUUCAGUGACGGCUACUUCACCCUCGUUUGUCCUGGUAGCCCCUGUCAUUGAGUUGGGAUUUGAGUGUGAGUGUAUUCCCGGGACAUCAGGGGAGAAUUGCUCCAUCAAUUUCAAUGACUGCUACAGCAAUCCCUGCCACUUUGGUGCCAGAGUGUAUUGAUGAGGUAAAUGGCUACAGGUGUCAGUGUCCUCCAGGGACCAGUGGAGAGGACUGCAGUAGCUCCCCCAAUGGUUGCUCCAGCAAUACCUGUCAGAAUGGAGCUGAUUGCAGGGACAUCCCCGGCUCUCACUCCUGCCUCUGUCUGCCCGGCUACUAUGGCCCAGAGUGUCAGUACCACUACUUCAGAACUGCUCCCACAUGUGAUAAUAGCCCCUGUCAGAACGGAGGGACCUGCAGCCCUGGACGUGACUUAUUCACCUGCCUCUGCCCUGAAACCCACUCUGGCACUCUCUGUGAAACUGAGUCUGAACCGCAAGGCUGUGCUGGAAAUCCUUGCUACAAUGGGUCCGUGUGUACCGACUCAACCUCUGGGCCCGUUUGCUCUUGUAGUGUGGGGUUCACCGGCCCCUUGUGCCGCUGGCAGAUUGACAACUGUGAGCUAGAACCUUGUCUCAAUGGUGGGAUGUGUGCCCCUGGUCUGUAUGGUUCCUACCAGUGCUACUGCCUGCCACCUUACACUGGAGAGAACUGUGGGGAGUUUAUCAGUGGGUGUGACUCCAGCCCCUGUCUCAAUGGUGGUAGGUGCUCUGAUGUCAGUGACAGCAGUGACUACAAGUGUGAGUGUAGAAGAGGCUAUUCUGGAGACAGCUGUGAAUAUGAGGUCCAUCCUGUGAAUCUCUGCUCCGAGGACAACUAUCCAUGUUUCACUGGUAACUGCACAUAUGGUCUCCACUCCUACACUUGUUCGUGUCCAGCCAACUAUUCUGGAGACAACUGUGAGAUUGUGUCUCCUCUUGUGACACAGUGUGACUCUAACCCCUGCCUACACGGUGGGGAGUGCAGCCUGAUGAAUGACAACUACAUCUGCACCUGCUCACCAGGGUUCACUGGAACCAACUGCCAGAUCAAUAUCGACGACUGCUCCUCUAAUCCCUGCGUUAACGGUGUGUGUAGAGACGGAAUCAAUGGCUAUGAGUGUGAGUGUGAGUCCCAACAGGUGUCUGGGUACCAUUGUGAGGUGUGGUGCCCCACUGGACUCUCUGGAGACUUCUGUCAGACCCCAACCCCUCAGUGUGACCAGACUCUCUGUGAGAAUGGAGGAACAUGUGUGGAGGGGACAGGUGGGGGUGAUUACCACUGCAUUUGUCCACCAACCCACACUGGGACAGCCUGUGAGCUGGAGAACACGUGUAGCGACGUAGAAUGCUUCAACGGAGGUUCAUGCAUAGCUCUGGAAGGUGGAGGAUUUGGUUGCGUGUGUACCAGUGGUUUCGAUGGAGCAAACUGUCAACUCGUGACCGCCAGUUUCACAGCAUCGCCAUCAGGAGCUACCUACAGAGCGUACCCAUCCCUACACCUCAGUGCUAAAGGGAGGAUAGAGUUUGAGUUCAGUACUGUGUCCUCUGACGGUCUCCUACUGUACAACACCCAGCUGCAGUCUGGAGAGAGUCUGGAUUUCAUAUCGGUUGAGGUGGAGGGAGGACGACUGGCAGUGGGGUUGUCUCACGGAGAUGAUAGAGUACGCCUGGUGCCAGAUCUCUGGGUCAGUGAUGGACAGUGGCACCAAGUCACCAUCAAUAUCAUUGAGAAGAGAACAUCGGUGACACUUGACUGGUGUCAUGAUCUGGACGAGGUGAUAGGAACAACUGCUGGCUGUCAUCUCAGUGCAGACACUCUCGGAGACUCCAGUUUCCUAGACCUUGGUCUUCCCCUGUGGCUGGGAGGAGCUCCCUCCCCUUCUCCCUCUCAUGUCUCCAGUACCGCCAUCACUGCCUGCGUGAGACAGGUUCUGGUGAAUGGACGUCUGCUGGACCUAAACUCCCACUUUGACCAGAGCAACUCCCAGUCCGGAUGUCCCCAGCUGGAAGAGGGGUGCUCUGGGGGAGAGUGUGGAGGAGGAGAGUGUGUUCCCACUUGGACCAGGGCCCUCUGUGACUGCCCUCCGCUCCUCUCUGGGGACCUCUGUGAUACUGGAGCUCCCAGUCUGUCGUUCUUUGGCAGUGGGUAUGCCCGCUAUGCCCUGACAGAGGAGGGAUUGAGACUGAGAAGACAGACUGGAGGCCAGCUGAGGUCCAGCUACGAGGACACAGUCUCUCUCUCGCUACGUACCACCCUCCCCUAUGGCUUCCUCUUUGGGAUGUACAGCGAGGAUGGAGCAGAGUAUCUCUACAUAGUGCUGGAAUCAGGUCAGGUGGUUGUCCACCUCAGUCUUAGUGAAGAAACAGUGGAGACGAAGCUAACACUGCCCACUCCCCUGCUGAGUGACUCUGAGAGCCACAGUCUGGUGUUCCACCGCAGAGGAGGACACCUGGACCUCUCUGUGGACUCCAACACCACCUCCCUCUCCCUCCCUCCAGGAACACCUCUCACUCUAGAGACACUCUCCUCUGAGAUCUACACAGGGGGCAGCCCCUUCGUUCCGGCCUCGUCCUGGUUCACAGGCUGUCUCCAAGACGUCCGAAUCAACCGAGUCACUCUACCGACUUCCAGUGCUGGUAAUGAGUUUGCCAGUGUCCUCUAUGAAGGGUCAGGAGAAGGUGGCCAUGGAGUGACAGAGGGUUGCAGUCUCAGUCCUUGCUACCUGGAUCCCUGUGGGGGUGGAGGGGUGUGCAAGGAGACGAGCAAUGGCAGCUACCAGUGCCUCUGCUCUGGCAGGGAGACAGUGUCCGGCCGCCCCUGUCCUCACGAACAGGAGAUGGUCCAGUUCUUACCCUAUGUCAUUGCCGGUGGAAGCGUUUUUGUGAUAGUGGUUGUGGCAACUGUAGGCCUUUGUGCUGGUGUGUGCAUGUGGAGAAGACGGAAGAAGCAGAGGACAUACCUGGUCAGAGACGACAAGGAGAAAAUGGGCAGCCACAGCCAGGAACUAACAGAGUUCCUUGUACCGAGCCAGGCCUUCAUUAUCAGUAACGAACAGGGGGGAGGGGAGGUGGAUGCAAACGAGAUAGACUGGGUACCGAUGGUCGUCAAGUGUGAGUCUGAGAAACCCUCGCCACAGCCUUCAAAAUCAGCCAGCUCUAAAGACAGCCCAGUCAGCAAGACAAGCCACGUGAGCAAGACCAGCCAGACGAGCAGUAGAGGCAGGGGCGAUGAGGUGAAGAAAACGGCAGAGAAGUACAGAUUCAAACUCCCUGCACCACAAGAGAGAGAUGAAGUCGAUGGAGAGGAAGAGGAUGAGGACCUUCGACCAAACAGUCCUGCCAUUAGAGCCUUCCUGGAGGAGAGAGUAGAUGCUGCCAACGACGAACUCCUCAGCGUGGACUCUCCGCGAAAGUUUGAAGAGGAGGGCUCGGAGGACUCUGAGGUGGACAGCCUCAGCUCCGCCUACCACAGUAACGAGGACGAGGAUGAUGAGGAGGGGUAUACUCUCGAGAGACUCCAGGCAGCCGGCUCUCCCCUCAGCUCCCUGGCCCCCCUCCUCCGACACGUCUUGCACAGCACAGCAGAGAUCAGCACCAGAGUCAGCCCUUCCUCCACAGUCGAUACACUGCCCACUCCGUACACACCAAGUAUGAUGCACGCACUCGAAUACAGAUUGGCGUCUCCUGUGCUACGAGCCCCACCCACUUUCUUUCUGCAGGGCCUAGGGUCAGGAGAGCCGGAGGAGGAUGCCGAAGACGAGGAAAACGGGGUGGACAUUCCCUGGUUUGCCUGGCUGGCGAUAGUGGUUGUGGCAGUAAUUCUUAUUCUUCUCAUCUGCUGCACCAUCAAUUUCACAGUCUACAAUGUCAGAUCAGUUUUCUGCAGGGUUCCAUCUCCCUCCACAAAACCACUACUCCCAGAAGUUGAACCGAGCGUGGAACUACAGGAACCUGAUCAAGGGAAAGAAACUGAGAGGGUACCAUCCCCCUCCCCAAAACCACUACUCCAUCAAGUGGAAACAAAUGUGGAGCUGCAGGAACUUGAUAAAGAUACACUUCCCCACAUCCUCAACAUGGACUGGGAGGUGGACAGGAGAGAUAUCACUCUGAGAGGGCAGCUGGGGGUUGGUGAGUUUGGCCCCAAUCUAUGAUGCCGAGGUCCAACUGGGACUCAACAUGACCUCCAGGGCUAUCGUCAAGGCGUUCCAAAGAGGCACAACACAGGAUCUGGUGCGCUUUAGAGAAGAAGUGGAUGAAAUCAAACACCUGGAGCAUCCAAAUGUGGGUAGAGUCCUGGGAAUGGUGACUGGCCACGCCCCCUACUACCAGGUCCUGGAGCUGACAAUCAACGGAGACCUCAAGACCUUCCUCCUGGCCGCCUCCCGUGCUGCUGCUCCUCACCCCGGGCUCUCCCAUGGUCAGCUAGUGGCUCUGGCGACUGAUGUAGCGGCAGGUCUCGCCUACAUGGAGUCCAUGGACUAUGUCCACAGGGAUGUUGCUGCUAGGAACUGCAUUGUGACACAGAAUCUCUCUGCCAAGAUUACUGAUUUCAAGCUCGGCAGGUACCUCCACCGCAGUGAGUAUGCAGUUGAGAACAGUGGAUCAUUGAUGCCUCUCAGAUGGAUGGCCCCAGAGUCUAUUGCACGGCACAAGUAUACAUCCAAGAGCACAGUGUGGUCGUUUGGUGUCCUGUUGUGGGAGGUGAUGGGGAGAGGGGGAUUUCCCUACCAGGAGCUUGGAGAUGGGGAGGUGGUGAUUGCAGUGUGCUACACCAGACUACCCCUGCCUCAACCCCUCCACUGCCCCAACAACCUAUAUAGGGAGAUGCUGCAGUGCUGGAACUCCAGAGCCAGUAAGAGGCCCCUCAUGGAGGACCUUCACCAGAGGCUCAAGUCCAGCAUACUCACUAACACUUACCCACAAUGACUAUACUGUCACUUGUAUAUAUACACCCACCACUUCUUUAGCAUGUAAAAAAAACUAGCCUCGUUCCCAGUCCGUUUUU